AUGCAUGUGCCCUAUCUUUUGUUAGCGAUACUUGCUGCGCUGCGCACUUCUGUUGCCGCAGACACUCCCGAAUGUAACGCAACAUGCCGGGGACAAAUUGCAUCUGACUGGGAGAAGGAACAACACGCAUCGGCCGACUUUGAGUUCUACAAUGCCCCUUCAAACUUCUCUUCCAGUAUGGCCCCUGGGACUUUGCUUCGAGUUGAGAAAGUCACCAACCAAUCUCUGUACAGCGUUCCUUACGGCCUCACUCUUUCGCGUAUUAUGUAUACAACCACCAACCUGAACGGGACUGUCAUUCCAACUAGUGGCUAUGUUCUCUGGCCUUACGCUCCUGCGGGCUCUCACAAUAGCACUGGGGGGUAUAAUAUGGUGGCCUGGGCUCAUGGAACAUCUGGCAGUUUCAAAAAUUGUGCCCCCAGCAAUUAUCGAAACUUGCAAUAUCAUUUCAUGGUGCCUUUUCUCCUUGCUCUCCAGGGCAAUAUUGUGGUCGCCCCGGAUUACGCCGGCCUUGGUGUUGACACUCUUCCAACUGGUGAGCAUAUUGCACAUCCUUGGGCAGCAGGUCCUGCACAGGCCAAUGACCUCGCCAAUGCCAUCAUCGCUGCGCGCAAAGCGUUUCCCGAGUACUUGAAGCCGUCUGGCCCCUUUGUUGCCAUGGGCCAUUCGCAAGGAGCAGAGACGGCAUGGGGAUUUGCUGAACGGUUGGUCAAGCAACCCAUUGAGGGAUACAAGGGAACUGCUCUCAUUGCACCCCCUACCAAUGUGAUAAAACAUAUCGAGCUCGCACUGGAGAGCCCCACGGAACUAUGGGCCCUUGCUCUUCUCUCUGGCCAGCCGAAGAUCAUCUCUUCUAUUACCGCAACAUACCCAGCCUAUAACUACUCAGGGCUGAGCCCCGCGGCGUAUGAGCGCUGGGUCAACAUCUUGAAGCCACUAUCUGGUUGCUUCCCCACAGAUAGCUAUAUAUUCAGCGACUUGAAACCUGGUGAGCUCGCGCAAGACGGUUGGACGAAGGAUGACACUGUUCAAAAGUACUCAGCUGCGAUUGACAUCGGACGCAAAAGAUUCAAAGGGCCACUCUUCAUUGCCGCCGGAACUGCGGACUUGGCUGUACCUAUCCACAUUGUGAAUUCCGUGGUGGAUGAUACAUGCGCCAUGCUGAAGCAAGAGAACUGGGAUGAGUCGCUGGAGAUGAUUACAUAUGCGGACAUGAGCCACUUUUCGAUUAUACAAGCGAGUCAGUUGCAAUGGCUGCAGUGGGUGAAGGACCGCUUGUCCCCGGGAUCCAAGCCUCUCCGUCGUGGCUGCGUUAAGAAGGAAAUGAGCGGGUUUCUGAUUGACCAGCCGAUCAAACAGGCGUUUCCAAACUUUUUGCAAGAGUGGGCAAGCCCCGAUGAGGGUUGGAAGUAUUCUCUUUAA
Molecule: messenger RNA, 1422 nt
Organism: Clonostachys rhizophaga
Lineage: Eukaryota; Fungi; Ascomycota; Sordariomycetes; Hypocreales; Bionectriaceae
Source: the annotation of a GenBank genome assembly